Molecule: messenger RNA, 1061 nt
Organism: Ziziphus jujuba (common jujube)
Lineage: Eukaryota; Viridiplantae; Streptophyta; Magnoliopsida; Rosales; Rhamnaceae
Exons: 3
Coding region: 16-876 (286 amino acids)
Biological process (GO): regulation of flower development
Cellular component (GO): nucleus
Molecular function (GO): protein binding
Source: RefSeq, a predicted model, not a curated record
CUACCUUCCGCAACAAUGUCACAUCCUUUUCCAGACGUUCUUUUCUCGCUUUUGCUUUGCUUAAGUACCCCCGGACCCUUCCACACCGCCCUCCCUUCAUUCCCUUCCCCAUACCCAUUCCCCCCUCCUCCACGCGCCAUGUACGGUUACCACUCCUCCCCAUUCCCACGCGCCACCGAUUCCCUGGCGGACUCUCCAUUCCCGCCUCCUCCCCCUCCACCUCCCUCCUCUCACCCGCCGUUCCUUCCCGACCACUUCUCUGGCACCGACUUCGACUCUCUCCACGAAACCCUUCGCCUUCUGGGCUCCGAAGUCAGCAACAGCUGCAGCAGCGGCUGCAGCAGCUACGGCUCUCCCUGCUCCCUCGGCGCUCAUAAGCCGACCCUGAUUCAGCGCAGCGUCAGCAGCCAUUCCCUCCAAAAGAAUGGGACCCACCGCGUUCUCUCCUCCGUCGCUGAGCUCUUGGAGUCCUCCGAAACCGGUCCGGUGAGGAGGGUUUACAGUACUGGUGAUUUGCAGGGCAACAACAUGGUUCAGCAUAGCUAUCGAUCAGAAAGUCCAUUGUCAAAUGAGAGCAGUAUGAUCAUCGAAGGGAUGACAAAAGCCUGCCGUUACAGUCCCGAAGAGAAAAAAGAGAGAAUCGAAAGGUAUCGAAGCAAGAGAAAUCAAAGGAACUUCAACAAGAAGAUUAAGUAUGCUUGUAGGAAGACAUUGGCAGACAGCCGGCCCCGAAUUAGAGGCCGGUUCGCCAGAAAUGACGAAAUUGAGAAGAAUUCCCAAGUUCAGUGGAGCCAUAUGGGUGGAGAGGAAGACGAAGAGGAUGAAGACAACUGGAUCAACAUACUUGAUGCCUUAUCUUCAAAUCUAAUUCCUUAAUCUGGCCAAGGAAUGAUUUUAGUCAGUUGGAUAUGUUUUCAGCAUUUAUUAUAUCAAUAGUGUGGCAAGUUAAUUUUUAGAUUGUUGUUUUAUGUGUACUUUAAGCGCUAAUUAGCUUAAAGUAAGCAGUGUAUAUAUAUAACUCUAAUUUGUAUUAGUAGAAUGCAAAAUGUGGAUUUCAAGUA